AGGUGGCUUUCUUUUAGCUGAUAGCCAUUGAUAAGAACACUUUUAAGUAAAACUUGUGCUUGAAAAGCAGAAAGUUAAAAAGAAAAAAAAACAUCUAAUAACAUUAUUCUGCUGUUGAUGAGAUGCUGAUAUACUUCUAAAAAAUUUGUUUACAAAACUUAAAUUUUUCUCUAAGAUAGAAAAAUAAUUUUCAAUAUAUCAAAUAAUCAUUACUGGUGGGUCUUUAGCAUUCAUAUCACCCAAGGAUAACAAUAGAUGCAAUGAUCAGGUUAGGCAGGAGCUUAACAGAUUAGGAAAUUCUAUCAACGACAUUGGAGCUGUGAUAGCUACCUUCCAACCUCAAAGGGCUGCAAUGAAGACCAAAAGUUUUGUUUGGUGGAUGGAUGAUCCUUGGGCUGCACUUGUUGCAUUGGCUGCAAUCAUUAUUUUGCUCUGCCUAAUAGGAAUCAUUGUUGUGUUAUUUACAUGGUCAAGGUAUACUAAAUAUUUGAACCAAUAUCGAAUACAUCAUCUGGCAAGUGAACCAACAGAUUUUGUGGAACCACCAAACUUCUUAAAAGAUUUUGAAACACAAUCACUAAAUAUGUAUGUGCCACCUGAUGAAGCCGAGCGGGACCUUGGUGAAAUCAACAUGACAUUUGAAGGGGACACACUGCGACGGGUGGAACAUCAAGGUGCAGAUCCUGGUGUUGCCUCAGCUGUAAAUCCAUUAUUUAACAACCAACCUCAAGAUACGCAGCAGAAAACUGGCAUUAAAGAGACCACGACUAUACUUUAAUUGCUCAUUCUCUUUAAGGACAUUAUAUCAAAAAUGUUAAAACUUAAGAAUUAUUUUUUUUUUUUGCCUCUAAUCACAAUAUUAUAACAAUUAACCUAAGUAAGAGCUAAAGUAAUCAUAUUUAUAUACAAGGCUUUCCUAAUGUUUUAUAAUCAACAUGGCUUGAAUUCCACAAAAUGUUUAUAUAUUUUUUAUUUAUAUUUCUCUUUUGAUAAAAAAAUUAUUAUGCAUAACUGAAUAAUACAACUCAAUUUUAGAAAUGGACUAAAUUAGAAAUAAAUUAGGAAUACUAACAUUUAUUAAUGUAUCGAAUAAUCAUGAGUGAAAAUAACAAAUUUUAAUUUAAAAGAAAGAAAAAGUUUCAUAUGGUUACAACAACAUUAAAUAAUAAAAGCUAUCAUUUUUUAAAUUAAAAAAAAAUUUUAAGCUAUCUUAAAAGUAGCUCAAAUUUAAAAACAAAAAUCAAAUUUUGAUGCACUAUGACUCUCGCAGGAUAUUGGUCAGUCUUAAAUAUUUUAAUCUUUCAACACUCUUUAUAAGUAAGACUGCAGGUUGAUGUCACACCUGACAGUGGAGUACUCAGCAAUGUAUUUCGCCAUUUCUCAGUGGAAAUGAAAGAACACUCUAAAUGUUGUUGUAAGUUAAUCUUUCUGAGAUUGACUGCUUAGUAACACUCAUGGAAACAAAUCCCAAAUUCUACAAACUAGUAACACAUUCAUGAUUCUGUUAACUGUUUCAAAAAUUCUGUGCUUCCACUAUUUUUAUAUCUUAUUACAUAGAUUUACUUUUCUAAAGUUAUGUAUAAUUAUUUUAAAAUUCAAGUUGUGAUAAUAAUUGCAAAUAAACAAAAAAAAAAAGUAAUAUAUUUUUUAAAAGU
Molecule: messenger RNA, 1655 nt
Organism: Octopus sinensis (East Asian common octopus)
Lineage: Eukaryota; Metazoa; Mollusca; Cephalopoda; Octopoda; Octopodidae
Exons: 5
Coding region: 353-778 (141 amino acids)
Source: RefSeq, a predicted model, not a curated record